Messenger RNA from Teleopsis dalmanni, 2101 nucleotides. It is a transcript of the gene eIF2D, whose product is annotated as eukaryotic translation initiation factor 2D. The record is from RefSeq and is a predicted model, not a curated record. NCBI's taxonomy places the organism in Eukaryota, Metazoa, Arthropoda, Insecta, Diptera, Diopsidae. Gene Ontology annotation, biological process: translational initiation; formation of translation preinitiation complex. Bases 196 to 1935 code for a protein of 579 amino acids. Gene Ontology annotation, molecular function: translation initiation factor activity; RNA binding. The transcript has 2 exons.
UUUUAACAACAAUAUGUGAAAAAGUAGUAUAGUAAAAAUCUAUUUUAUUUGCUCUGCAACCCUUUGUCAAGAGCACGUCAGCUGAUACGUGAAAUACACACAAAACGUAAAUAAGUGCCAACUUAAUAAAUAUGAUGAAAUUGGGCGGCAUUAACGAAUUGUACUCUUUAUAUUGAAAGUUAUAAAAAUUGCAAGAUGUUUUUAAAACCGUAUAAAUUAAAAAGUAAUGCACCGCUAAAAGGAUCAGAUGUAAAAUUAAUUAAGCAACGUCUUGAGAAGUCCUUUUCAAAUUUAUCCGAUGAAAAGUUUCAAAUCCUAAUACCUCAGAAAUCCUGCAUAAGCAUACUUAAAUUGAUUACAUAUAAUGAUUUUCAAACAAAUGUUUACUGUGUUAAUAAAUUACCCAUGUUUUUCGAAACGGAAGACAAUGUUUUGGCACCAACUCUGUACGCGGUGUGGUUAGUUCCUGAUUUAUUGCCUUAUUUCACAACAUUUCCACAAGUAUUACCAAAACUGUCUAAUGGAGCUGAUCUCAUGUUGCCAGGUGUAAUAAAACAAGGAGUAGGUAUGAAUAUGUAUGGCCGUUACAAGAAAGGGCAAUUAGUAGCUGUUAACUUAACCUCAAAUAAGGCCGCUGUAGGUAUUGGUUUUUUAACACGUUCCAGUGACGACCUUUAUAUGUGUGGAGGGCAAGGCUCAGCUGUAAAAAUGUUGCAUAUCUUUGGAGAUAAACUUUGGGGUCACGAACCAUCUCUAACACAGCAGAUUCCCAAUCUGAAACCUUCGGAUUUAACAAAUGACGAUUUUCCGGAACUAGGAGCAAAUACUAAAAGAAAGGAGAAACCGCAAGAACAAAGCUCAAAAGAAAUGAAUGUGGAAACAGAAAGUGAUUCAAAUACACAGAAUUCUAAUAUGAAUGUAUCACAAAUAAUGAAUUUGAAACUAGAGUGCAAUAAUUCUGAAGUAGAUGCAAAUAAUACCGACGAUGAAAAGUCAACUCUGUUAACAGCGGAACAAAUACUUAAAAAUGCAUUUUUAGCUGCAUUAAAAAAUCAUGGAAAAACUCUACAACUACCAUUACUUACCAGUAACUUUUUCCGACUUUAUGUUGUACCAGAAGCUGAACAAAAUAUAGACAUCAAGAAAACUAAAUACAAAAAACUGUCAAAUUUCUUAAAUGAAAUGAUCGACCAAGGUUUUAUAGUGGUUCGAGAGGAAACCAAAGGAGUAGAUAAAAUAACUUUUAUCGAUUUAGAACAUCCUGAAUUGGUUAACUUUGUUACAGAUUUCAAAAAGCUUGCCAAUUCGACACAAGAAGAACAAAAUCAGCCACUUUUUCACUCGGAAUUAAAAGAAAUGUAUGUUGUGACAGAUGUCACAGCACCGUUUUUUACUAAAUUAAACUACAAACGUGGCGAAGGCAUUCCUGUUGCACAAGUAAAGAAAAUUGUCCGCGAAUAUGUGAACAAACAAAAUUUGACAGUAUCAGACCCAAUUACAAAGAGUUUUAGCCUAGAUGACACUUUACAACGAAUCUGUGAAUGUACUGAAGCUAAUUUAAAUAGGAUAUGUAUGGAGAUCAUAAAUAAAAUGGAGCAUUCCUAUCAGAUGUGUAGUUUGAAAGAUAUAAGUUCCAAUAAACCACUAAUACAAAUGUCCCUAGCGACAAGAUCGGGCAAUAAAAAAGUGACGCUUGUGAGCAAUUUGGAGUGCUAUGGAAUAAUUUUGCCAGAAUUUAUUAAGCUGUGUAAACAAGGUGCUGCAGCGAGCACAACAAUCAUCAAAUUACCAAAUCAAAAAAGAGAGCAAUUACAAAUACAAGGGAAUCAAGUGCGGUUUGUGUACACACUGCUCACCGAGACAUACAAAGUACCAGCGAAAUGCAUACUUGGAUUGGAGUUAGCAAAAGAUGGUAAAAAAUAUAAGAAAAAAUAAUCCAAUAAGUCACAUUAUCAUAGUGAAAUCUUUACUUGGUGUACAUUGCGUCUUCUAAAACCUAAACUCAAAGUCUGAUUAAAUCGAUAAAGCGCAGAAUAUAAAAAUCGUGACAUAAUUUAAUAUCACAUUUUGAAAUAAACAAGAGAUUAUUUUAGAUUUUUUU